This is a messenger RNA of Aspergillus terreus NIH2624, 1563 nucleotides long. Its product is annotated as cation diffusion facilitator family transporter. Gene Ontology annotation, biological process: transmembrane transport; monoatomic cation transport. NCBI's taxonomy places the organism in Eukaryota, Fungi, Ascomycota, Eurotiomycetes, Eurotiales, Aspergillaceae. Bases 1 to 1563 code for a protein of 520 amino acids. The record is from RefSeq and is a predicted model, not a curated record. The transcript is spliced from 4 exons. Gene Ontology annotation, molecular function: monoatomic cation transmembrane transporter activity. Gene Ontology annotation, cellular component: membrane.
AUGGCAUCCAUAACCCGAUCCAGCACUAUGCCGCAGCUGUCGGCGCCAUCUCCUGCACCUUCGGAGUCCUCCAUACAGCCUACAAGGCCCAGCCUUGAGCCCGAGGGGGAAAUCUUAGCUACGCGGGGUCAGCGUCUAGCUAGUCUUCUUCGCCGACGCUCGGUCUCUUCCCAGGGCCACGAAUUCGAUGAUCAUAUUCGGCCCGAGGAAGGUCAGGGUCCUCGCGACGCCGACACUCCAUGGGAACGCGCCUUACGCUUGAUUGGGGAUAGUAGACCGAUCUACAAUUGGCAGCUUUACUACCAGCCGCCGGAGACGCUGAAGAAAAUGCGGGGAGCUGUUCGCGAGUAUUACGAACACAAUAACAAGCUCAUAUCGCAAUACGUCUUUAUUGAUCGACUACUCGACUCAUCACUCCCUCAUCGCCUGAUCGACGACUACCAACACCCGCGAUUCAGCCCCUGUGGACAGGAUACCGUUGGCCCCACGAAUGGGGAAGCACACGAGCAAGGCCAUUAUGGCGCGACUGAAGGAACAGGGAAAAUUAAGCGGACCCCUCGGAAUCUCUACCGCAUCCCCAGUGAAAGCUCGCUGCUCCUGCCGCCGGUUGCAGACGAGAACGCUCCCUCGCCCGAUCUAUUACCCAAGGAUGAUGAUGGCUUUGUGGACAGCGGAGAUCGUGUUGUUACUGUGGCUAUAUACGUCAACUUCGUCGCGAAUGUCUUCUUGCUGGCGGCAAAAAUUGUCGCCAUGUCGAUGACGAAUUCGCUUUCGGUGCUUGCCAGUCUGGUCGAUGGUGCAUUAGACUUCCUCAGCACCGCGAUCGUUUGGUUUACCACCACGCUUACCAAUAAAGAGAACAAAUACCAAUACCCUAUCAGUCGGCGGCGGCUCGAGCCUUUGAGCGUCCUCGUCUUUGCCGUCGUGAUGAUGACAUCCUUUGUGCAGGUGGCCUUGACCUCGGCCGGUCGACUUGUGUCGGAUGAUCACUCCGUGGUCCAACUGACGGUGCCUUCGAUUGCUGUCAUGGCCAGCACGGUCGUUGUCAAAUUGGCGUGCUGGUUGUGGUGUCGCAUGAUUAAGAAUUCUAGUGUCCAGGCUUUGGCCCAGGACGCAAUGACUGAUGUGGUCUUCAAUCUCCUCAGUAUUCUAUUUCCGUUGAUUGGCUCUUUUACGGGAACCUGGUUUGUCGACCCUUUGGGCGGCCUGCUGCUCUCUUUGUAUAUCAUCUGGAACUGGGGCGGGACCGCCGCCGAACAUAUCCGCCAUCUGACCGGUGCCGCGGCAUCACCUACCGACCACAGCAUUCUGCUCUACAUGACUAUGCGAUUCUCGAAGUCGAUCCUAAACAUCCAGAACUUGAAAGCGUACUAUGCCGGCGAUUUACUGAAUGUGGAGGUCGACAUCGUCCUGGAGGAGAAAACUAGCCUCCGUGACAGCCACGAUGUGGGGGAGAGUCUGCAGUAUAUGAUCGAAAGCGUGCCCACCGUCGACCGCGCGUUUGUACAUCUGGAUUACGACCCGUGGAACAUUCCCAGUCAUAUGAAUCAGCGCGAGACAUAG